Nelumbo nucifera (sacred lotus) is the source of this 2013-nucleotide messenger RNA. Lineage: Eukaryota; Viridiplantae; Streptophyta; Magnoliopsida; Proteales; Nelumbonaceae. The record is from RefSeq and is a predicted model, not a curated record.
AUGAGUCAAAUGGAAUUCCAAUCAUCAGGGAGGCUACCUUCCCAGACCAUGACCAACCCAAAACAGAAUGCUAGCGCUAUCACAUUGAGAAGCGGGAAGGAGCUGAAUGAACCCACUCAAGAAGCAUCCAAGGAUACAACCAAAAAGGAGACACCAUCUCCCCAAACAGAUUCAAGCAGAAAGCCACCCCAAGCCAUAGUCAUCGCUCCACCUUUUCCUAGCCAAUUCGCAAGAUCCAAGAAGGAGGAGCAAGACAAGGACAUUCUCGAGACAUUCCGCAAAGUUGAGGUAAACAUCCCCCUCCUUGAUGCAAUUAAGCAAGUGCCCCGCUAUGCCAAAUUCCUAAAGGAGCUAUGCACUACUAAGAGAAGGCUGAAAGGCGAUGAGAAAGUCCAUAUAGGAGAAAAUGUUUCAGCCAUUCUCCAAAAAAGACUACCGCCUAAAUGCAAAGAUCUAGGUAUGUUCACCAUUCCCUGUAAAAUAGGAAAUGUCCAGAUUGAAAAAGCUAUGCUAGACCUAAGAGCUUCGAUUAAUGUCAUGCCCCAUUCUAUUUACACAACCAUGAAUCUCGGACCAUUAAAAGAAAUGGGUGUGAUCUUACAGCUUGCUGAUCGAUCUACUACAUACCCGAAGGGAAUCUUGGAGGACAUUCUAAUCCAAGUUAAUAAUUUGGUCUUUCCUGCCGAUUUUUAUGUGAUCGACACGGAAGAAGAUAAUUCUUCCAACUUGACUCCAAUUUUGCUGGGAAGACCCUUUCUUAAGACAUCCAAAAUAAAAAUUGAUGUGCAUAAGGGGACACCUACCAUGGAAUUCGAUGGUGAAAUUAUUAAAUUUAAUAUCUAUGAUGCCAUGAGAUACCCUAAUGAUGCGCAUUCCAUUUUUUCUAUAGACGUUGUUGACUCUUUAGUGCAGAAAACUUUUGAGCUAGAUGAUGAAGACACACUGAGAGUAGCACUUAACAAUGGGCCUGAUCGACUGCAACGAGCAAAGAAGAAGUUCAUGCUGAAUUCAGAACUACAAACUUUGACUUUUGAACUGAACUCUUUUGAAUUUGCUCAUAAUUCUUCUUUCAUUAGUUUGCCCAUAUCUCACACAAGACUCCUUCCAUCUAUUGUGCAGGCACCCYAGCUGGAGCUGAAAUCAUUACCGAAGCACCUUAAGUACAUGUUCCUAGGCAAGGGGGAGACAUUACCCGUGAUAGUUUCUUCCAAACUCGAUGCAUUGGAAGAGAGGAAACUGAUUCAAGCACUUAAGGAAUGGUUUCAUCAAAUUCUAGUUGCACCUGAGGACCAAGAAAAGACUACCUUCACCUGCCCCUUUGGUACAUUUGCUUAUCGGCGCAUGCCAUUCGGUCUCUGCAAUGCCCCCGUCACAUUCCAAAGAUGCAUGGUUAGUAUAUUUUCAGAUUAUGUGGAAAGCAUUAUAGAGGUAUUUAUGGACGAUUUCAUAGUGUAUGGGGAUUCUUUUGACUCAUGCUUAUCUAACUUUACAAAGGUACUUGAAAGGUGUAUAGAAAAGAACCUCGUGCUGAAUUAUGAAAAAUGCCAUUUCAUGGUCRACCAGGGCAUCAUUCUAGGGCAUGUAGUCUCUUCUAAGGGAAUCAAAGUUGAUAAAGCAAAAGUAGAUGUUAUUAAAUCCCUGCCCUAUCCCAUGAACAUUCAGGAAGUUCGCUCUUUCCUUGGACAUGCAGGAUUCUAUCGGAGAUUCAUCAAGGAUUUCUCCAAGAUAACUCGCCCCUUAUGUAAUUUACUCGAGAAAGAUGUGAUGUUUGAUUUUGAUGAAGGGUGCAGGGCAGCUAUUGAUAAGCUGAAGGAAUCGUUGACUAUAGCCCCAGUCAUCCAGCCACCGAAUUGGGAUCUUCCCUUCGAGAUUAUGUGCGACGCAAGCAAUUAUGCCAUCGGUGCUGUUCUGGGACAGAGGGUUGGAAGAGCCGCUCAUGCAAUAUAUUAUGCUUUGAGGACCCUUGAUGCUGCCCAAUGCAAUUAUUCAACAACAGAGAAGGAACUCUUGGCU